UUGAGUCUUGGGUCUGAAACGUCUUGACUCAGUCAAUUCGGGCUCUUGUAAGCAUUCGCUGCGAGUUGUCUUGAGACGUUACUUUAUUGAUUACUGUAAUCCCGCAGUUGGGACUAUCGCGAUCUGUUCUGAACCAAGACAAGCAAAUAGAACUAUUUUUUUCAUGGAAUUGUGUCUGGCGUUGCGCGCCUAUCGGAAUCAAUUAAUUCAGACAAUUCAGUAGAGUCAGUGCAUGGAAAUUCCAAUAAUUCGAUCGCAGAUAUUCUUUCUUGAGUCCUUCGGACAUCGCGUAUUGCCUCUGAGCCGCCACUAUCCUCAUGGAGUGGAGGGACGAGCUAGGGAAAAACUAAGAAUCUGGGGAAUUUCGCUAAAGAAACCGCGGAUCUGUAUCGCAUUUUUAUUGCAGUAUUUUCUGAUUACAUCGAUUUUAUGGUUAUUGAUUUCUUCAAAGAAGAUUAUCCGAUCUGCGGAUAUGCAGUCGCUAAUGCGGAUUCAGUGGAUUUCUUGAGUGACCGCGAGUUCAUUAUUGAAGUGAUCAGUGCAAGUGCCUUUGAAGACAUUGAGGUGAAGUGCAUGGAAAGACAGGUGGAACCCGAAGUGUCGAAAAGUAGAUACUGAAUUUAUCGAAUCGGAGAAGAGGAUCGUGGAAAUACAGGAUAUGGUGCUUCGAUAGAUGCUUUCAGCGUUUACUCUUGCAUGGAUUUAGAUGCACGUCAAGAAUCUGAGAUCAUCGAGCGAGUCAUUCAUUGUCCAUUAAGGUUGGAUCCGAAGCGAGUCCAGUGCCCCAAGUGUCGCGGUCCUUCCCCCGGGCUCCAAGGUGUUAGGAUUUUCUCAAAGUGCGCACCUCAUUUAUGUUACAAUCAACUGAAAUUCUUGAUGGGAAUAAUGUGAAUACUGUGUGGUCGCAAUGGUGGAAUAUCAUGGUCAGCUCCCAGCCUAAUCCAAGUGAUGACGGAAAAAUCGUUGUUGAGUGAAUCGUGAAGUGUCGGUUCGAAAGGAAAAUUUAUUAAAAUAUAAAAAAGUUUUAGAUUCUUUUUUGGAAUUCCAUAUUCGCAUCGAUUGUACGGAAUAAAAUGCCAUCAGCUUACAGACAGAAUGGAUUAUCGCUUCUUCCGCACCACCUACAGCAACCUCAUCAUCCCACGAAUGGUCACCUGAACGGCGGCACUCCGUCGAAAUUGCGCCCGUGGACAGGAACGCAAGAACCCCAUUCAACAUUAUCAAGUCAAACGUUUUCCAGACACUACUCCACGGAUGCCCUGCCCAAUGGACUCUAUCAAACGAACGGGCGACACCAGGCAAAUGGCGUGCUAGUCCGCAAUUCAGGAGGCCUCCACGAAGACUUGGACUUCCCAAAUAACACCAGGAGUUUGGCGCGAAAGAAGACAAUUACGUGGAUGAGACCGCAUGAUAUGUGCUCGCGCCCACAAUUUCGCCUCACCUCCAUUGGAUCGCCACUAACAUCUGGUGAAUUACCCGAACCUGUUGGCCCCGGUGAUCCAAAUCUGCUGGCAGCAAUUGGAUGUUUGUCACAAUUCCCACGCCUGCUUGAACGCGUUGCUCCGCCGGACCAGACUUUUGAUGCUGCCAGUGGUUACAAUGGAAUGUUCAGGUUCCGAUUUUGGCAAUGGGGCCGAUGGAUUGAAGUACGUGUUGACGACAGACUUCCUACCCGUGACGACCGACCUGCCUACAUGCACUGUAUUCAAGGCGAUGUAUUUUGGACAGCUCUUCUUGAGAAAGCGUAUGCGAAAUUAUAUGGAGGAUAUGCUUUUCUAAAAUACGGAAACGUGGGAAGAGCAAUACAGGACCUAACGGGAGCAGUUGUUCAGAGUGUGCCACCGAGUGCACCAUUACUAGGAGGAGCCGUGCCAAGAUCCACGUUAUUAUUAGCAAUAUCAGCACAUGACAAAGGUACAAAACGACGACGUUCAGGUGGUCUUUUACCGGAACAUCCUUACUGCGUCACAGGACUUGCUCGAGUUCGAACAACAGCUCCUUCGGAAUCUUCGGAAAGUAGUAAUGGCGGUGCAAAUGAUACAAAUCUAGUUCGAUUACGAAGUCCUUGGGCAGGUGGAGAAUACGGAGGAGUAUGGUGCGGUGCAUGGUCAGAAAGAAGUUGGGAAUGGAAUGCAUUGAGCGAACGUGAUCGAGAGCUGUUAGCCUCACGAUCGCAACAUGAAGGAGAAUUCUGGAUGUCGGUUCCCGAAUUCUUACAAAGAUUUACUGUGAUAUGGUUAGCACACAUUGGACCUGAUGAUUGGGCGCUGGAGCCAGCUUUACACUCAAGAUCUCCAUGGCGAGCGGCAUUAGCAAUUCGUCAGUGGCGAGCUGGAUUUAACGCUGGAGGACCUCAUAAAUAUGUUGAGACUACCGCCACAAAUCCACAAUUUCGAGUGCGCGUUCCAAACGGUAGCCCCGGUAAAGCACAUAUUGUAGUAGCGGUCGCCCAAAGAUAUGAAUGUUACCGCAGCCGGAAUACGGAAAUUCAUCCCAUUGGAUUUACGAUCUACGAGGUUCCACCAGGUAUGCCUCGGGUAACUCCACAAUAUGUCAGUGAACAGAUGCCUUUGGACUUCGCCGAACUUCAACACCAAAGAGAGGUUGUAACCUUUUUCGCGUUGCCACCGGGAGAUUUCGUUGUUCUCCCUCACUCCACACAACAUCGAGAUGGAAAAUUCCUUCUGCGGAUUCUAGCCGAUCAGCAUGCUGAUGUCUGGGAAGUAAAUGAGGACAAUUUGGUGAUACAUAAUAUUGCCGGAGAAUUUGGAGAGGAUAGAGCAAUGGACUAUAGAUUUCUUUAUAAAUUACGGACACGUUUUCCGGCCGAAAUCGAUGCUGUCCAAUUGCAACAGAUCCUUAGGUCGCCAAUUUGUGGUCUCACCCGACUGAAAACCUUUAGCACAAUAAAUGGACCAGCAUUAGAUCUAUGUCGAGCGUUACUGGCUUUGCGUGAUCCAAGUCUAGGGGGUCGGUUAUCAAUCGAAAAUGUCCCACCAUUAGUUGCGUUAAUGAAAUUCUGGAAAGCCGCAUUUAGACGUUGUGGCCCCUCAAGUUCUGGAACGUUGUCUUUAACAAGAAGCAUUUGGAGCUCGAAAAUAUCCUCAUACUGUCUCAGAGGAGUACUCUGGGCUGGUGGAGCGACUGCAAGCAAUAAAGUACUCGAAGCACUUGUGGGACGAUUUUCACGAUCUAGACAUAUCACUCUGGAAGGGUAUCUGAUGUGCAUGGCCAAGUUGCACUUAGCGCAUGAACGCUUCCAUAGUUUAGACUCAAAGGCCAAAGCAAAUCCCCUGACUUUAGAGGAGAUGAUUCUAAUGACCAUCUAUUCAUGAUCUUCAAGGAACGCGUGCCGACGAGGCAUCGACAUGGUCCCAAUUAUUAGAAAUCUUCACGUAAUGUUAAGUUGUUUACAUUCAACGAUGUUAAAUUAGCCAAAGAUAUUUGUUUUGAUUGUUUUACUAUUACUUUCGUAACCUUAUGGUCGUACUCCAAUGAAUUAUAUUCUGUUUCCCACGACAAUAUAAUUGUACUACAAACGAGUGUUCACCUUGAGUCGAGAGCUGAACGCCGCGAACUAAGCUUUAGCCGCUAACCCAAUUUACACAUAGUCAACAAAAGGAGCAUACCUACAUAUACACACAAUCAAUUAACUUAAUUAUUUAUUUCUACAAUUACUGUAAUUUAUGGAGAAUAAAAUAUGAGUUAAAUUAUUA
Molecule: messenger RNA, 3716 nt
Organism: Hermetia illucens (black soldier fly)
Lineage: Eukaryota; Metazoa; Arthropoda; Insecta; Diptera; Stratiomyidae
Product: calpain-11-like
Exons: 12
Coding region: 1074-3335 (753 amino acids)
Biological process (GO): proteolysis
Cellular component (GO): cytoplasm
Molecular function (GO): calcium-dependent cysteine-type endopeptidase activity
Source: RefSeq, a predicted model, not a curated record